GUGUGUUUUUCCACACAUCCCCUCCUCCAAUGCACAUUUCAAUACUUAUAUAACACUAAUAAGCAGUGACCCAGAACGGCCAAUCAAACGCUAGACAAGUCAAUCGAGCGUACAAAAAAACUGAUGUUAAGAAGGAAUCAUUGCGGAUAUCACAGCCUUACGGAGAGGAUUUAUUUUUGAUAAGUUUGGGAUAAUUUUUCUUGGGUAGAAAAAUGACCGGGAACGUUUCUGAUGUUGCUCCGGGGCUCUCUGUGUUGGAGGAUAACAUGAACCACUUCUUUUUGAUUAUCAUGGGAAUGUGCAUUGUUUUUAUGCAAUGUGGAUUUGCCUUCUUAGAAGCUGGGGCAGUUAGAAGCAAAAACACAACGAACAUCCUCAUAAAAAAUGUUAUGGAUUUAUUCAUUUCCGGAAUUUCCUACUGGCUGUUCGGCUACGCCUUCGCUUUCGGUGAUGGCGGCACCGUGGACAAAUUCAUAGGGCUGAAGUAUUUUGCUUCAUCCGAUCUCCCAAAGACCAAAUACGCCAUGUUUUUCUUUCAGUUCACUUUCGCCGCUACUGCGUCCACUAUAGUUUCCGGGGCAGUAGCAGAGCGGUGCGAGUUCGUGGCAUACUUCGUGUACAGCGUGCUCAUAACUGGUUUCAUUUACCCCGUUGUCACACACUGGGCGUGGUCCUCUGGAGGUUGGCUGACGGUCGGUGACACAUACUCCGCCCUCAACAACCAAAGUGUUGGCUACCAGGACUUCGCUGGUAGUGGAGUAGUCCAUGUUCUUGGCGGGGUAGCUGCCCUGGUCGGAGCCAUCAUGCUCGGUCCAAGAAUCGGUCGAUUUCAUCGCAGAUCUGGGACAGUUGCCACAAUAAGAGGCCACUCUGUACCGAUAGCUGCUUUAGGCGGAUUCGUUCUUUUCUUUGGAUUCCUGGCGUUUAAUGGCGGUUCCCAGCUAUCAAUCAGUAACAGUGGUGACGGAGACGCCGUGUCCGUAGUAGUGGUCAACACCAUCAUUUCCGGUUCCUGCGCAGCUUUUAUGUCGCUCAUUCUCAACCGACUUCGUGUGUUCGGAAAUACCUGGAGUCUGCUGGUGACCAUUAAUGGCGCUUUAACUGGAAUGGUUUCCAUAUGUGCUGGCUGUAACGUGUAUGAACCCUACGGCGCGUGUGUGAUUGGAAUAAUUGCUGCGAUAAUCUACAGAAUCGUCUCCGUGAUCUUAGUCAAAAUGAGAGUGGACGAUCCCCUGGACGCUGUUGCGGUGCAUUUUGGAGGAGGCGCCUGGGGACUUGUUGCUGUUGCAUUCUUGGACAAUACCGAUGGAAUAUUUUAUGCUACGGAUCUCAAAUCUGCUUAUAAGCUGGGAUGGCAGUUUAUCGGAUUAGUUGCAAUAGCAGGCUGGACAGCAGUACUAUCAUCUCUAGUGUUUGGAAUCCUUAAAGUCCUUGAUAUACUCAGAGUGUCCAGAGAAGAAGAACAGAAAGGUUUGGAUAUCCCUAAACACAAUGAACCUGCCUAUCCGGUGGAGGCGUAUGGACACGGCCAUAUUGAACGUCUGAUUCAGAUACUGGAGAAUAAUCCAACGAUUGUCACACAAGGAUUCACCAAUGUGGCAUAUGAAAAAGAAGUCACAGACAAAGGGCCAUACGAAAAUCCAGAGGCCAAUCAUGUUGUUGAGAAUGGUGGUACGGGAAAGACAGAGGCUAAUCAUGUUACUGAGAAUGGUGGUACGGGAAAGACAAAUUCAGCCGAUAGCACUCGCAAUUCCCCUAAAGGCGUACGCUUAACAGUCAACAACACGAAACUUUGAGUAUUUAAGUACAUGGUACAUAUACACUAGUACUCGAAUAAAACUAGGUCCCAAAAAUAAAGCAUAAUUUCAAAUUAAGGCAAUAUAAACAUGUACACAGAGAUCUCUAUGACAGGUUACGUAAUACAACUGUAUAUGUAAUGUACAGAUGUGACAGUUAUCAUAUAUUGACAAUGUUAGAUGUAAAUAUUGAUUUGUCUGUGUGAUGAUUAUAGGUUAUAGACUUUGUAUGGGAAAAUAUGACGACCGAGUUUUUUGGCGCGUAGCCGGACCGAGCUUGCGAGGUCCGUUCGCGACAAAAAACGAGGUCGUCAUAUUUCCCAUACAAAGUCUAUAACCUUUUCAUUAUAUACUUUCAAUUUCAUUUAGAAACUAACAAUGAUUUUAUUUUAAACAAUAACUUUAUCAGUUUAACUGAGUAAAAGAUGAAAAACACGAAAAAUUUGAAAAUUAACGGCGUAGAAAUUUGAUUGUGACGUAAUGUUUGCGGGCAUAUAUCGUGUGAUAUAUGCCCGCAAACUUUUAAAGAAAAUAGAAGAGAUGAAAUUGAAAGUAUAUAAUAAUUAAAUAUAUUGUGUUGGUAAGUUGCAUGUAGUCACCCAUACAUUAUCAUUUUUCAUUGUAAUUCAGAAAAAAAUGAUAUCACAUGAUUUAUUAUAAGAUAUCGUAUAACAAUCUACAUAAUAAUGUACAAGAUAUAGAUAACCUCAUGUUUCCAAAAAUACAUCUAAAGAAUAAUAUAUAAUCUACAAUGAAAUUGUAAACCUUGUGUUUUCAAAAAUACAUCUAAAAAUAAUAUAUGCUACAAUUAGAUUGUAAGGUUAACCUUUUGUUUCCAAAAAUAGAUCUGAAAUAAAUAUGACAUUGUGAUCUAGGGAAAUAAUAAAGCAGUUGUACAUAGUAUGCUGAUAUCGGUCAAACCAUUAUUUUUCGCACCAAACAAGAACUAAAAUCGACCUCGGACUUCGUCUUCGGUCGAUAUUGACAUCUUGCUUGGUUCGAAAAAACCAUAAAUUCAUGUAUUCAGCAUGUUAUUAUUAGUAUAUUAUGAUUUUUAUACAUGCAUGUGCAAAUCACGGGGUUCAUUUUCGAUAUUGUACAUGUUAUUAAUUUGAUAAUUUCAAUUGUACAUAUGAUUAUUAGUCCGCUGUAUCCUUUAGCUACAUGUACAUUCAUUAAGAGCCACAGUUUUCCAUCGAAACUUAAGAGAUUAUAUUGCUGUUAAAGAGUGAAUAUGUACUUAGAAUAUCAUUUACAUGAGAUGUGAAAUUACAUGUAAAAGCAUAGAAAGGUUCUAUACUAAGGAGGAACCACAACAGGCUUAAAGUUUAACAGGGCCACAUAGAAAGUAUCGUUUUAAGAUCCUUAAGACUGCAAACACCCUCGUGUACUUGUACACUGCAAAUCAUACACCGGUGAUAGUAUCUAUUUAGAUACCGUACAUAUACUCAUGGACGACUGUUCAAAUCUAUAUAAGGUUAUGCACAUCUCUAAAAGACCGGAGAAACUGUUAAUAAUACCAGUGAUAAAAAUAAGUUUCUGUACAAAAUAAAGAAUGUAGAAAGAAA
Molecule: messenger RNA, 3364 nt
Organism: Ostrea edulis (European flat oyster)
Lineage: Eukaryota; Metazoa; Mollusca; Bivalvia; Ostreida; Ostreidae
Product: putative ammonium transporter 1
Exons: 11
Coding region: 213-1796 (527 amino acids)
Biological process (GO): ammonium transmembrane transport; ammonium homeostasis
Cellular component (GO): membrane
Molecular function (GO): ammonium channel activity
Source: RefSeq, a predicted model, not a curated record